Molecule: messenger RNA, 781 nt
Organism: Hibiscus syriacus
Lineage: Eukaryota; Viridiplantae; Streptophyta; Magnoliopsida; Malvales; Malvaceae
Exons: 2
Coding region: 45-566 (173 amino acids)
Source: RefSeq, a predicted model, not a curated record
UUCCCACAACAUAUUAACUCUCUGGGGGGCUACUAUCGCUGUCUAUGUUCCCACCGCAACCACCACCGCCCGAACAAAAGCUAACAUCAACUGAUGAUUCACCGCAACCUCCGCUUACGGUGCCGACGAUGAUGCCACUUUCGGUUUCGCUUUACAAGCACCCGUCGUGGUCGCCGGACAUGUUCCGCGAAGAAGCAUGGCUCAGGAGGAAAGGGAACAGAAAGAAAGGAAAGAGCAAGAGCGUGACGGACGAAGACCUCGACGAACUCAAGGCUUGUAUCGAGUUGGGGUUCGGGUUCGAUUCGCCUGAGGUGGAUCAACGUUUGUCCGAUACUUUGCCUGCUUUAGGUCUUUAUUAUGCUGUUAAUAAGAAGUACAACGACACCAUGAUCUCCAAGCCUUGCACGACGUCGUCUCCUUCGGUUGUAUCGGAUUGUGAGAGUAUUCCUUCCCCUGUUGGAAGCCCCCACGCCAUUGUUGGCCCUGGUGAUAAUCCACAGACGGUGAAGACAAGGCUGCGGCAGUGGGCGCAGGUGGUUGCUUGUUCGGUUAGGCAAAGCUCAUGACGAUUUGAUGGCUGUGUAUGAUCGCCAGGGUUUUCAAGAUCAAAUCACAAGAAAUCGAACCGAAGAAAACAGAGUUGUUUAUCAAUGUAGAAAAAACAAACAAACAUCAAUGAUGGACCAUGGUUUGUUUGGUAACUUGGGUUAGAAAUUUCCAGAAAACGAAGAAAAAAAAAUCUACACAUGAAAUGAACUAAAAUAUCUUCUGGAUUGACUUU